Molecule: messenger RNA, 806 nt
Organism: Cuscuta epithymum
Lineage: Eukaryota; Viridiplantae; Streptophyta; Magnoliopsida; Solanales; Convolvulaceae
Source: the annotation of a GenBank genome assembly
UGAUUAUAGUCCAAUUUACAUCCUCUUAUCAUGUCGUCCUGUCGGUGGUGUUGGGGCCUCAGGGACGGGGUGUCAUCCUCAAUUUCAACAUUAUCUUGGAUGAAAGACUACUACUGCGGGUACAUGCCUUUCUCGGUAUUCCUUUAAUUCACGGUCAUCUUCCUCAAUUUCCUUCGAUCGUUGUCCAGUCCUUCAGCCAUGUUUCUGGUCAAGACAUGGAGAACCACCUCAUUUUCCAUCUAUGGGUAUCUAAACUUCACCAAAUCAGGGUUUUUGGAACAUUCAAAAAAAUUCAAACCUGAAGAUAUGGAGCAACGAAUGGAAGCUAAAAACUGUGUGGUUACUGGUGCAAAUUCUGGCAUUGGCUUUGCAAUUACUGAGGGCCUUGCUUCACGUGGAGCAACUGUAUAUAUGGUGUGCCGGAAUAAAGAGAGGGGAGAAGCAGCGCUUUCCAAAAUUCAGUCAACAACUGGGAAUAAGAAUGUUUUCUUGGAAGUGUGUGACAUUUCAUCUGUUAGUGAUAUCAAAGCAUUUGCCUCCAGAUUUUGUUCAACUAAUUUGCCCGUUCAUGUCCUGGUAAAUAAUGCUGGACUUCUAAAGAACAAUAGAGUUACUACACCAGAAGGAUAUGAGCUGAAUUUUGCUGUGAACGUUCUUGGAACUUAUACCAUAACAGAGCUGAUGUUGCCACUCCUUGAGAAGGCUGCACCUGAUGCACGGGUGAUUACAGUUUCAUCUGGGGGAAUGUACACUUCCCCCUUAACGAAUGAUUUAGAGGUUGAAUUACAAGCAAUACAUUUCAUUUU